This is a messenger RNA of Symbiodinium sp. CCMP2456, 734 nucleotides long. The record is from the annotation of a GenBank genome assembly. Lineage: Eukaryota; Dinophyceae; Suessiales; Symbiodiniaceae.
GGCUUGGUGUGGGUAAGAUGGUGGUGCGGGGCCAGGCGGGCAGCCAUGCGGUUGUGGUGGGUACUGUGGCAGGUACUGCGGCUGAUGUGGUGGAGUUGCGGCUGCUGGAGGAGGGAUGCUGUGAGGGGCAUAACCCUGCGGGCUUGGAUAGCUUGGAUAGGCCGGUGCCUGUGGCGGCUGAAAACCUGGUGGCGGCUGCGCGGGAGCAUGUUGUGGGGGCGGCUGGUAUGCCGGAUGCGGCAUUGCUGGAGGUGGUUGCUGCUGCAACGGCGGAUGGAUGGGUGGUGGGUAUUGCUGUGGCGGAUAUUGAGGCUGCGCCUGGUGGGGAUGUGGCGGCGGGUGUGUGGGUGGAUGAGGGUGAGGAGUUGGGUAUUGGGGGUGUGCGUACUGUGGCUGUGCUGGUGGUGCAUGCACCGGCGGGGGGUAUGUUGCUCCUGGUGGUGGAUGUGCAUGUGGCGGAUGUGGCGGUGGUGGCCAGGCGGCAGGAUGCGGAUGCAGGAUCGGUGGACCUCUCGCAGGAGCCGGAGGAUCUGCGGCUGCCUCCCGCUCCGACGACCUUUGCCACAGCAAACAACGAGUCGACAGCCCGGGACACGGUGAAGCCACUGCUAACUGUUCCAGGGCUUCACGCGGGGACCGUCUCCGUGUCGGGGCAUCGCCGCGUCGGUGGAUCAGGUGUUUCAAACCGAAAGUACCUCUGCUGCGGGUCGGAGAUAGUCUUUGGCGGCCUUUAG